Molecule: messenger RNA, 2742 nt
Organism: Globicephala melas (long-finned pilot whale)
Lineage: Eukaryota; Metazoa; Chordata; Mammalia; Artiodactyla; Delphinidae
Gene: ADGRF1
Product: adhesion G protein-coupled receptor F1
Biological process (GO): neuron projection development; fat cell differentiation; adenylate cyclase-activating G protein-coupled receptor signaling pathway
Cellular component (GO): plasma membrane; cytoplasmic vesicle
Molecular function (GO): G protein-coupled receptor activity
Source: RefSeq, a predicted model, not a curated record
AGGGGCCAGGGGAAGAUGAGAGUUCCUAUGCCCUGGCUCUUCUCCUUCUUCAUGAUCACCGAGGGCUGGAAUGGCUUCCUGGGGAGUGAUGAUGGCAUCAAAACAAAGCAAGAACUCAUUUUGAAUAAGAAAAAGCCUCUAGGUCCAAUCCAGGAAUACGAGCUGCUGCUUCAGGUAGCCUAUCGAGAUUCCAAGGAGAAAAGAGACGUGAAGAACUUUCUGAAGCUUUUGGAGCCUUGCCCUGUUUUUGGGCCAGUGAAGAUUAUCAGAGCAAAGGCCACCACGUACUGUGGCAUCCAGAACGGGGUCCUGCGCUGUGCCUGUGACGACGGCUACUCCUGGUUUCCUCCCUCAUGCCUUGAUCCCCAGAAAUGCUACCUUCACACGGAGGGAUCUCUCCAGAGCUGUGAUUGUCAUCUCAACAACCUCACCCAGAGUGUCCAUUUCUGUGAGAGAACAAAGGUUUGGGGUACUUUCAAAAUUGAUGAAAGAUUUACAAAAGAUCUUUUGGAUUCAUCUUCUGCUAUAUACUCCAAAUAUACCACUGGAAUUGAACUUCAACUUAAAGAAGCCUACAAAAGUAUCCAAGGUUUUGAGUCAGUUCAAGUCACCCAGUUUCGAAAUGGAAGCAUCAUUGCUGGGUAUGAAGUUGUUGGUUCCAGCAACACAUCUGAACUGCUGUCAGGCAUUGGGCAGGCGGCUAAGAAGGCUAAGACAGGCCUGCAUCAGCUGUUUCCACUAGAAGACAACUCUUUCAGAGUGUUCGGAAAAGCCCAGUGUAACAGCAUAGUCUUUGGAUUUGGGUCUAAGAAUGAUGAGUAUACUCUUCCCUGUAGCAGCGGCUACUCCGGAAUCAUCACGGCCAGGUGCCAACCCUCUGGGUGGCAUGUCCUCAGGGAGACGUGUGUGCUCUCUGAGCUGGAAGAACUGAAGAAGAACUUCAGUGUGAUUGCCAGCAACGCCACUGAGGCAACCGUGUCAUCCUUGGUGCAGAAUCUUUCAAUGGUCAUUCAGCAAAACCCAUCAACCACCGCCGGGAAUCUGGAUUCUGUGGUGUCAAUUCUGGGCAAUAUCUCAUCCCUGUCCCUAGAAAGACACUUCAGUGUGUCCAGUUCGACAAUGGAGAAUGUCAUCAGUAUAUCUGACCACAUCCUUAAUUCUACCUCGGUGACCAACUGGACAGUGUUACUUCAGAAAGAAAAGAAUGCCGGGUCCCAGUUCCUAGCGUCACUGGAAAACAUCAGUGUUCUGGUCCCUUCGACAGCUCUGCCUCUGGAAUUUUCUCAAGAAUUCAUUAACUGGAAAGGGAUUCCAGCAUCCUCAAAUCAAAGCAAUUUGGGUUACAACUAUCAGACUGAAAUGUUCCUAAAAAACCCUUCCAUUCCCAUCAGAGGCCAUGCAUUAAUUAGGUCAGAUCAAUUCCAGGAGCCCCUUCCAGAAACUAUCAUCAGCAUGACCUCCUUGACCCUGGGGAACAUUCUACCUGCUACCAAAAAUGGAAAUGCUCAGGUCAAUGGGCCCGUGAUAUCCAUGGUUAUCCCAAACUAUUCCAUCAAUGAAAUUUUCCUGACUUUUUCCAAGAUAGAAUCAAAUCUGAGCCAGCCUCAUUGUGUGUUUUGGGAUUUCAACCAUUCGCAGUGGAACGAUAAUGGCUGCCACCUAGUGAAUGAAACUCCAGACUCGGUGACGUGCCGCUGUACUCACCUGACCUCCUUCUCCGUGCUGAUGUCACCCUCUGUCCCCCCUGCCAUCGUUCCCGUUGUGAAAUGGAUCACCUUUGUGGGACUGGGGGUCUCCAUCGGAAGUCUUGUCUUAUGCCUGACCAUCGAAGCUCUGUUUUGGAAGCAGGUCAGCAGAAGCCAAACCUCGCACAUGCGUCACAUUUGCAUGGUGAACAUAGCCCUGUGCCUCCUGAUCGCAGACAUCUGGUUUAUUGUCGCUGCCUCCGUGCACACCACGGCGAACCCGUCUGGAGUCUGCACAGCUGCAGUGUUCUUUACACACUUUUUCUACCUCUCCUUGUUCUUCUGGAUGCUUCUGCUAAGCUUCCUGCUGGCUUAUCGGGUUAUCCUGGUGUUCCACCACAUGGCCACGCCUUUGUUGGUGGCUGUCGGGUUCUGCCUGGGCUACGGGUGUCCUCUUAUUAUAUCCAUCGUCACCAUUGCGGUCACACAACCCAGCAAUGGCUAUGAAAGGAAAGAUGUGUGUUGGCUUAACUGGUCCGAUGGGAGCAAACCUCUCCUGGCCUUUGCGGGUCCCGCCCUGACUAUCGUGGCUGUGAAUCUGGUGGUGGUCCUGUUAGUUCUCACGAAGCUCUGGAGGCCCGCUGUUGGAGAAAGGCUGACUCAGGACAGCAAGGCCACUGUCGUCCGCGUGGGGAGGAGCCUUCUCGUUCUGACCCCCCUGCUAGGGCUCACCUGGGGGUUUGGCAUAGGAACAAUGGUUGACAGCCAGAAUCCGGCCUGGCACGUUAUUUUCGCAUCACUCAAUGCAUCCCAGGGCUUUUUCAUCUUCUGUUUUGGAAUGCUCUUGGAUAGUAAGCUGCGACAGCUGCUGCUCAACAAGUUUUCUCCUUUAAGCUUUUGGAACCAAGCAUCAAAGCAAAACUCAUCAGAUUCAUCUGUCAAACCCAGAUUCAAAAAGACUUUCAACCCAUUCCAACACAAACGCAACUAUGUACUUUCUUAUACUGGAGAGUCCUCAAACGACAUCACGCUAACUCAGUUUUCAUCAACUGAAUAA